This is a messenger RNA of Fusarium redolens, 1175 nucleotides long. RefSeq lists its product as uncharacterized. The coding region runs from base 201 to 1175 and encodes 324 amino acids. NCBI's taxonomy places the organism in Eukaryota, Fungi, Ascomycota, Sordariomycetes, Hypocreales, Nectriaceae. The transcript is spliced from 3 exons. The record is from RefSeq and is a predicted model, not a curated record.
AGCAGACACAAAUGAGAAGAAGUAAAGGACUGACCAGCCAAGCGCCCUUUCUACUUGGCGUGAUAGAUAUACCUUGAAUCAACACAAACGAUCGUGUCUGUGGCAAAGAACUCGCAUCGGCCGAACAACCGCUUAUCACAUUGGUAACCUCACACCUCCCCUCAUCUUGCGCGGCUGAGACCUAGCACAGAAUAUCUAUAAUGGAUCUUGGACUAGGGCUUCAAGGCGAUGUGGUGGUGGUGACGGGCGCAGGUGGGCAGAUAGGCGAGGUUAUCGUCGAAGCAUUCCUGAAUGCUGGCUGCUUCGUUGGUGGCUUCGAUAUUGAUAAGUCCAAGUUUGUCAAGCAACACCAAAAUCUCCUCUGGGUUGCGGUCGAUACCACCGACGAGGCGGGCAUGAUCGCCGCAUGGAAGAGCGUCGAGGAACGGUUCACGACCCCUACACUCUGCGUCUGCGCAGCUGCAGUUGAUCUCAGCUUCAUCGAGCAUCACUCGUCUAUUACAAAAAUGCCGACUAGCCAAUUUCGCAGAACUCUCGACGUGAACACAACAGGGACUUUCAUAACGGCAAAGUUAUGGCUUCAGCACGUGGAGAAAAUGGUCAAGAAUAGCAGUACGAAAGCGAACGACGUAAAUGGCUCGUAUUCAUCAGCAGCUCUACCACGAGACAAGAAAGAAAAGAACAUCUCAUUGAUCAUCAUUGGUUCAGAGGCUGGAGAUUUUGGAGUCGCCGGCAACCCAGACUAUGCAGCAAGCAAAUCAGCAGUUCAAUUCGGUCUCGUCAUAUCCCUAGCCCCAGAUGCUGCUCGCAUCUGUCCCUCAGCUAGAGUCAACUCCAUUUCCCCGGGAGCUGUCGAUACUAAGAGAUUCAGUACAGAAUGCGCCGAGGACAAGUCUGGUACACUUAGAUGGAUCGAGUCCGAGUCGACGGUCGCUCAGAAGAAGGCGGUGGAUAUAGAGGGUAUUGCGAGGAUGUGCAUGGUGCUGGCGAGUGAGAAGUGGUCUCCUUCGGUUACUGGUCAGACUGUGAGGCUCAAUGGCGGGAAGAGCCUUUGCAACGAGCACCAGCAGCUAUAUGAGUGGCAAGCAUCAAAUCUCGCCAGCCUGGGCCCUACUACCCCUUAUCUACCCAAGUCUGGCAAUGUGUGGCGACGCUAUCAGAGUGUCGCGACUUGA